Molecule: messenger RNA, 5953 nt
Organism: Emys orbicularis (European pond turtle)
Lineage: Eukaryota; Metazoa; Chordata; Testudines; Emydidae
Gene: MCM3AP
Product: minichromosome maintenance complex component 3 associated protein
Exons: 28
Coding region: 32-5953 (1973 amino acids)
Biological process (GO): mRNA export from nucleus
Cellular component (GO): cytoplasm; transcription export complex 2; nucleus
Source: RefSeq, a predicted model, not a curated record
GGCAGAUACUCACUAACUCCUACUUUUGAAGAUGAACCCUAACAGUCCUUUUCGCGGACAGCAGCCUGCUGUUUUCCCAGCACCUUCUAAUAGUUCUGUAGGAAUGUUUCAGGCUCAAACACCAUUUCGAUUUGGUCAGCCCUCUAUGUUUGGACAGAGCAAUGGAGGAUCUGUACAGAACCUUGGGUUUGCCCAGCCAUCCAACUUUACUCAGCCUUCGGGAUUAAGCCAUCCCACUUCAGGGCAAACCUUGGGAUUUGGGCCGCCCUCUGGGUUUACACAGUCUUAUGGUCUUGGACAACCUACACCUUUUGUGGCGUCUUCUGCACCAACUACCUCCUCUGUUGUUGGAAACCAAGGAUUCAGUUUUAAACCACCUACUAACCUUGGAACAUUUCAGAAUGCUUCUAACUUUGGAGUUACAUCUGGAGAAGUUUCAAGUAGUGGCUUUGUGGGAUCAGAAUUCAGCUUUAAAACACCAGAAAAUGCAAUAUUUAAACCAAUCUUUGGUGCUGGUUCCGAGCCAGAGAAAACACAAAGCCAGAUCAUCCCAACAUCUUUCACAUUUUCCCAUCCAGUUAGUAGUGGGCCUGGAGUACUGGCCCCUUUUGGCCUUUCUCAAGAGACCAGUAGCUCUAGUACCAGUACAAACUUCAGCUUUUCAAAACCAGCUAGCAGCAGUAAUUUGCCAUCUUCCUUUGCCUCUUCUGUACCAAGCAAAACAGUAGAGGAUGACAAAAAAGGAACAAAGCCGCUCUUUGGAAGCCCUAGCAGCAGCUUCACUACUUUUUCUAGCUCAUCUGGGUCCUUGGAUUUAGGAGGAAACUUCCAAGUCAGUAUAGCGACUAAAUCAGAACAUGACGAAGCUCAGAGUGAGCCACUUGUCAGCCUUGUAAAAGGAAUGAAAAGAAAAGAGGAACGAGAUCGUUCCCCAAGAGGGCGGGAUUAUGAUGUUGCAGAGGAGUCAGAGAUUGUAUCUAGGAGCGGUUAUCCUCCAGAUAAGCGGCCUGUUCGAUUAAGCCGGCCACGUGGAGCAGCUGGCUUGUUUAGCCGAACAUUGCAGGAUAUGAUAAAAAGCAAUAAAGAUAGUGGACGUGUUAAGAAAGAGUCGAAAAGGGAAAGAGUAGAAUCUGGAGAAAAUGAACAGAUGUUGGGAGCAAGUAAGUCUCUGUUUGCAGCGCCACGGCUCUCAGCACCAUUACAAGAAGGAGAUGGUAAAGAGAAAACCGAAGCGAAAACUACGGAAGAUUCCGCUAUUGUGACUCCUUCACGUCGAAAUCGAAGCAGCGAGAGUGUGGACAGUCUCGGUGGCUUAUCGCCAAGUGAACUCACAGCAAUCCAGUGCAAAAAUAUCCCUGACUACCUUAAUGACGCAAAUGUGCUCAAGAAGCAUUUUGGACAGACGAAAGUCCAGCGCAUCCUUACCAGGCGCAGCAAAAAGCUGGCUAUUAUUUACUUUUUUGAUCAUGCCUCUGCUGCUCAGGCAAGGAAGAAGGCAAAAGGGUUACACAAAGAUAUAGUAACAUUUUGGCAUAAGAAGAAAACAAGUCUUGGUAAGGAAGAAUUUUCAUCUAAGGAGAAGAAGGCAGAUGAAGAUGAAGGGAGACAAAGCAAAGAAGAGCAAAACUAUCAGCAUUCCCCUCUUCGCAAAUCUUUAAUAAGACCCUCCACCAGUAGCAACCUGUCUAGUAAAAGUUCUCCAGCUAAGAAAUCUGCUCUUACAAAGUCGCUGCAGUUUGAGGCAGACCCAUUUGAUUCUGGGACUGAAGGGCAGAACUCUGAGAGUUUGGCAGUAUCAGCAUCCUCUCUCAGUAACCUGAUAGGCUCAGUGGCAGAGACCUCUGAAGACAAAUAUCGCCUUCUGGACCAAAGGGAUAAAAUCAUGCGACAAGCUCGAGUAAAAAGGACCGAUCUAGGCAAAGCUAAAACAUUUGUUGGAACGUGCCCAGACAUGUGUCCUGAAAAAGAACGCUAUAUGAGGGAGACGAGGAACCAGCUCAGUAUCUUUGAAGUGGUCCCAGGAUCUGACAAGGUAAACCAUGCAGCUGCAAUAAAGGAAUACAGCAGGUCUUCGGCAGACCAGGAGGAGCCUUUGCCCCAUGAACUGAGACCUUCAGAGGUGUUGUGCAUGACCAUGGACUAUUUAGUUACCCAAAUCAUGGACCAAGGGGAAGGGAAUUACCGAGAGUGGUAUGACUUUGUAUGGAAUAGGACACGUGGAAUAAGAAAGGAUAUAACCCAGCAACAUCUCUGUGACUGUCUAACAGUAUCCUUGAUUGAGAAGUGCACUCGUUUUCAUAUUCAUUGUGCCCACCACUUGUGUGAGGAGCCCAUGUCCUCUUUUGAUGCCAAGAUCAACAAUGAGAACAUGACUAAAUGUUUGCAGAGCCUGAAGGAGAUGUACCAGGACCUGGCUAAUAAGGGUAUUUACUGCAAGAGUGAAGCAGAGUUCAGAGGCUACAAUGUGCUGCUGAAUCUCAACAAGGGGGAUAUUCUCAGAGAAGUGCAGCAGUUUCAACCUGCUAUCCGAAACUCAGCUGAGGUCAGAUUUGCAGUUCAAGCCUUUGCUGCAUUAAACAGCAAUAAUUUUGUAAGGUUUUUCAAGUUGGUGCGAGCAGCUUCCUAUCUGAAUGCCUGUCUCUUACACUGUUACUUCAACCAGAUACGCAGAGAUGCUCUCAAGUCUCUCAAUAUUGCCUACACUGUGAACACUCAGAGAUCCACUGUCUUUCCUCUGGAUAACUUGGUUCGCAUGCUACUGUUUAGAGACUGCGAAGAAGCCACUGAUUUUAUAAGUUAUUAUGGCUUGAGUGUGUCCGAUGGUUAUGUGGAGCUGAAUCGCUUAGCUUUCCUGGAGUCUGAAGGAUUGCCCAAACCAAGAAAGUCAUUGUUUGUUAAGCAGAAGCUAACUGCAUCCAUUGGAGAAAUUGUAAAUGGAGGAGCAUUACCUCCAGUAACUCGCCAUGUACCUGUAUGUAGCUUCAAUGGGCAGAACAAGUACACAGGAGGGAGCACUCCUGGGGAGCCAGCCAGCAGCAUCCAGAAAGCCAGUGUGAAUGUGACAGAAGGAAGGAUAGAAGAGAGAGGUUUGGAGUCUGAAGAGACACUGAUACAAGUCCAGCCUCCAGCUCAGCCUUUGCCUUCACUGUUACCUCGUCCUCCAGCACCAUUGCCUCCUGCAGCACAGUUCCCCUUUCAGCCGAUUGUGCAGCCUGAGCUUCCACCUUCAAAACCUCAGCCUAUGUACACAGACCUGGACAUUGCAGAAGUGUUGGAAGGCCUGGUGCAUGAAGUUCUCAAAGGAGAGUGCAGAGAAAUCGGCAAGACAGGAGCAGCUUACGUGACUGCAGCUAUGUGUGCCUCUGAUGCCACCGUAGAGGAACUCUUGACCGAAGUAAUGAUGGAGCUUCUCAGGCAAGUUGCAGCAGAUGUAGUCAGUGCAGAAAGAGAGCGAGUCAAAGAGGAAAAACGCAGAGCAGAAGAAGAGAAGCAGAAGCAGGAAAGAGAACGGUUGAUAAAACAGUUGAGCCAUUCACUGGGUGCAGAGCUGACAGAAGAAGUAAUAAAGGAAGGUGUUCAAGAGACUUCAGCUAGUGAAUUAAAGUAUGCUUUGGAAAGAGACCGAAAAGCCCGCAUUGCCCGUUGCUCAGAGGAAGUCUGUGCUGAUGUAAUGCAGCUGUUUCUGGAAGAGGAGAUUUUCCAGAGUGCCAAGGAGACCCUCCAGGAGCUCCAGUGUUUCUGUAAAUAUCUGCAGCGAUGGAGGGAAGUGGUAGCAGCGCGGAAGAAGCUGAAGCGUCAGAUGAGGGCAUUCCCAGCAGCUCCCUGUUGUGUGGAUCCGAAAAACAAACUGAAGGCAUUAUCCCCCAGUGCAGAGUGUCCUAUUGCUGAGGAGAACCUAACUAAGAGAAUUGUAAACCUAGGACACGCAGGAAAUCUGGGAAUCUCCUGCACCAGGUUAAGAUGGCUGAGAAACAGGACGAAGCACCAAAUGAAAGUUCAGUACUUUUACCAGCAGUUGCUAUGUGAUGCAGCAUGGACACCCCUGGAUCUGCCUUCACUGAUCCUUGAACAUAUUCCAGUUCAGCGAGAACAGAUCUUUUGGAAGGUGCUCUUGGUGUUGCCAAGUUACGAAGGAUGUCCAGCAGAGGAUCCCAGCCAGGUACUAGCGGAUUGGUUGAAAGCCAAAUUUAUGGGAGAUAAAAGAUCGAAGGAUAUGAUCUCCAACACAGAGGAGAGAGUCCAGACACUUGCACUGUUUAACUCUUUUGGAAUGCAAGGAGAUCGGGCUGUUUGUGUCAACUUGUGUAUAAAGGUGGCCCAUGGCACCCUCAGUGACUCGCAGCUUGAUGUGGCUGAGGCACAGAAGGAUCUGCUUGGAACUAGUGGUCUUGUUCUCCUGCUGCCCCCUAGAGUGAGGAGCGAAGAUAUGGCUGAGGAGGAUGUUUACUGGCUUUCAGCUUUGUUGCAGUUGAAACAGCUCCUUCAAGCGAAGCCUUUCCAUCCAAUAGUACCUCUGGUGGUUCUAGUCCCUACGCGGGGAGAAGAGGCCACAGAGAAGGAAGUAGAAGAGGGUUUGAUGCUGCAGGAUUUGAUUUCAGCUCAGCUUAUUUCAGACUACAUUAUUGUUGAGAUUCCAGAUUCUAUCAGUGACUUGCAAGGCACCAACAGGCUCUCCGAGGCAGUGCGAUGGCUGCUUUCCCAGUGCCCCAGCUCCCCACAGCUCGGCUGCCAGACCCUCCAGCAGUUCAUCGAGGAUGGGGUUAGCCGUGAGUUCAGCGGGCGCUUCUACCAUGACCAGCGGGAGAGACGUUUGGCCGGCCUGCCCUCCCAAGAACCCAGUGCUAUCGUUGAGCUGUACAACAGCGUACUGCAGUUCCUGUCUGGGGUGGUUUCCUCCGAACAGCUCUGUGACCAGUCCUGGCCUGUCACUGAGUUCGUGGAGCCUGGCGGCAAUAAGCUGCUUCCUCACCUCCAGUGGAACACACUGGAUCACCUGGGCUGGCUGAGGAAGGCCGUGCUGUCCUUCCAGAUCCCGCACAUGGACCUUCCUCCUCAAGGGGCUCCCUGGCGUCCUGUCUGCUCCAUGAUUUUCCAGUACGUGUCCCAGAUCGCCAGCUCUCCCCAGACCCAGCCGAUACUCCAGUCUCAAGUGGAGAACCUGCUGAGCAGAACCUAUUGCAAAUGGCGGGGCAGGCUGUUUGCCAGCUCAGAAGAUGAUGGACCUGCAGUUGACGAAAUCCCCUGGGAUGAGAUCUUUGCGCUGUGCAUUGAUCAUAAACUGAGAGACUGGAAACGCCCCCGGCUGCCUGUCAUACCAGAAGCAGUGAGUGAAGAUGGCCAGAUAUAUGUCUAUUUCUUUAAGGAACAUUUGAAAACCUUCACUCUUCCUUUUUCAUGGGAGCGGGCCAGACUGCAAACACAGAAAGAGAUCCAGCAGGGACACACAAGGUCAAGGAUACGCUCUCCUCAGUCAUUUGCAAAACAUUAUCCCAUUUUGCUGCCUCGAACCGAGCGUGUCGGCCUGGGGGGUCAGGAAACGAGGAUUCCCAGUGCAGCAGAUCUAACGCACGUGGCCUCGGCCCAGGAGCGCCUCCCAGAGCGCCUGGCUGCUAAGCUGGAGCUGGAGAAGAGAGAGCACAGGAGGUUUGAGGAGCAGCUACACCAGUGGUUAGCAGAAGACUCCGAGCAGCUCCCAUGCUCCUUGUCUCUUCCCCUCUACCUCCCUCAGAGCCUGGUCUGUACACCUCAGGUUAUCCAUCCACUGAGUGAAACGCCCACGUCUCCACGUCCACAGGCUGGAAGUCAUGUGGAGCAUGGGCAUCUGGUGGAGGAGCCCGGCACCUCUCUGUCAGACAGACUGAAACGCUUACAACGGCUGAUCAGAGCUAACAAGGAAGAGGAGAUUGCCUGUGAGCUUCAUCUAUCUACCCUGCUGGACAUGGUGGAUGUUUAA